Molecule: messenger RNA, 1101 nt
Organism: Boleophthalmus pectinirostris (great blue-spotted mudskipper)
Lineage: Eukaryota; Metazoa; Chordata; Actinopteri; Gobiiformes; Gobiidae
Gene: npy8br
Product: neuropeptide Y receptor Y8b
Exons: 1
Coding region: 1-1101 (366 amino acids)
Biological process (GO): G protein-coupled receptor signaling pathway
Cellular component (GO): plasma membrane; neuron projection
Molecular function (GO): neuropeptide Y receptor activity; neuropeptide binding
Source: RefSeq, a predicted model, not a curated record
AUGGAUCUCCAGUACAACUCAUUCUAUAACCAUGCUUUGUGGAGAGACCUGGCCCUCGCCACUGAAGACUGCUCAAUGUCUGUCAGCGGCACCACCUUCCUCAUCAUUGCCUACAGCGUGGUCCUGGCUGUGGGACUCAUCGGAAACUCCUGCCUUGUUUUUGUCAUCACGAGGCACAAGGAGAUGCGUAAUGUCACUAACAUACUAAUUGCCAAUCUCUCCUGCUCCGAUAUUCUCAUGUGUAUUGUUUGCCUUCCUGUUACCAUAAUAUACACGCUGAUGGACCAUUGGAUUUUAGGUAGCGCUAUGUGUAAGCUCACACCAUUUGUUCAGUGUAUUUCAGUCUCUGUCUCCAUCUUCUCCCUUGUUCUGAUUGCACUGGAGCGCUACCAGCUAAUAGUCCACCCCACUGGUUGGAAGCCCACAGUUGCCCAGUCUUACUUUGCUGUGGGGGGCACUUGGGUGGUGGCAUGUUUGAUUUCCGUGCCUUUUUUGACCUUCAACGUUUUGGAGUUACCCUUUCAGAACCUAAGCAUCCCCCUUCCACUGUCUGACCAGCUUGUCUGCAUGGAAAAGUGGCCAUCGUUAGCAAUGAGGCGAGCCUACACCACCUCCUUGAUUGUCUUCCAGUAUCUCCUGCCGAUCCUUCUCAUAAUGAUCUGCUAUUUGCACAUCUACUUACGCCUCAGGAGAAGGAAGGAGAUAGUGGAGCGGAGUGGGAACAAUACGCAGAAGAAAAACAAAGGCGCUACAAGGAUUAACAUCAUGCUAACGGCUAUCGUGGUGGCGUUCGCUCUCUCCUGGUUGCCUCUCAAUAUCUUCAACACUGUUUUUGACUGGAACCACGAGGCUCUGCCCACCUGCAGUCAUGAUGUCAUCUUCUCCUUCUGCCAUCUCGCAGCCAUGGCAUCGACCUGCGUCAAUCCCAUAAUAUACGGUUUCCUCAACAGCAACUUCCAAAAGCAGCUCAAGUCCACCAUACUGAGAUGUCGCUGCUGGGCGGUCACUGAGAGAUACGAGACUGUGCCACUUUCGACGGUCAGCACGGAGGUCACCAAGGGGUCAAUGUUGAGCAAUGGAUCCAUCAGUGCCAACACCUAA